Messenger RNA from Labrus mixtus (cuckoo wrasse), 6575 nucleotides. It is a transcript of the gene galnt2, whose product is annotated as UDP-N-acetyl-alpha-D-galactosamine:polypeptide N-acetylgalactosaminyltransferase 2. The coding region runs from base 411 to 2090 and encodes 559 amino acids. Gene Ontology annotation, cellular component: Golgi apparatus. NCBI's taxonomy places the organism in Eukaryota, Metazoa, Chordata, Actinopteri, Labriformes, Labridae. The record is from RefSeq and is a predicted model, not a curated record. The transcript is spliced from 16 exons.
CACAGAUCCUCUCUAACACAGCUCCAAAAGCUACACAACAAGAUAUUUAACAACUAUCCUUUUUCUACAGGGACUGACUGACCCCACCCCCUUGCGCUCGGCUUUAGCACAGAACCGCACGGCACGGCUCGACUCGCUGCCUGGACCGGCCCUCCUCCAGGGCUGCCUGAGCCGGUGUUUGAUUGGAUUAGAGUAUGCUAGCCUUUGCCCUCUAACCUCGCUGAUGUUGGCUGGCUGCUUCCUGCUCCCACCGCUCCCCCUGACCGACUGACGAAUCCUGCAGAAGCCGCCCGAAGAAGCGCCCUGCUCGGACACAGCCGACCGGGACACGAGCCGCCGCUACAGACACACACCGGAGAAGAGGCACACCGAAAACGCGCAGGCAGGAGGACGACACGAACGGGACAGCCAUGCGGAGGAAAUCGAGGAUAUUGUUGUGUUUUGCGGUGCUGUGGGUGCUGGGGAUAGCCUACUACUUCUACUCGGGGACAGCGUUGAGUCGAAAGGAUGAUUGGGGCUCCAGUGACUCGUCCAGCCGGGGAAAAGCACACAACCCUGAUGACAAGUCCCACAGCCUGGAGACUCUGCCGCCAGGGAAAGUGCGCUGGCAGGAUUUCGACCAGGAUCUGUACGUCGGAGCCACAGUUGUAAGACCUGGACAGGAUCCGUAUGCCAGAAACAAGUUCAACCAGGUGGAGAGUGACAAACUACGUAUGGACCGAGCUGUGCCUGAUACAAGACACGACCAUUGUAGACAUAAACAGUGGAAGACUGAGCUGCCCGCCUCCAGCGUCGUCAUCACCUUCCACAACGAGGCUCGCUCUGCUCUGCUGAGGACUGUGGUCAGUGUCCUGAAGAAAAGUCCUUCUCACCUAGUCAAAGAGAUCAUUCUGGUGGACGACUACAGUGAUAACCCGGAGGAUGGAGCGCUGCUGGGAAAGAUUGAAAAAGUGCGUGUGUUGAGAAAUGACCGCAGAGAAGGACUGAUGCGUUCCAGGGUUCGAGGGGCAGAUGCGGCCACAGCACCAGUCCUUACCUUUUUGGACUCUCACUGUGAAUGUAACGACCAUUGGCUGGAGCCGCUACUGGAGAGAGUGGCCGAGGACAAAACCCGAGUCGUUUCCCCCAUCAUUGAUGUCAUCAACAUGGACAACUUUCAGUACGUCGGAGCCUCGGCCGACCUGAAAGGAGGUUUUGACUGGAAUCUGGUUUUUAAAUGGGACUACAUGACCUUGGACCAGAGACGAGCCAGGCAAGGCAAUCCUAUCGCCCCCAUAAAGACUCCGAUGAUAGCAGGAGGUCUGUUCGUCAUGGAUAAGGAGUACUUUGAGCUGCUAGGGAAGUACGACAUGAUGAUGGAUGUCUGGGGUGGAGAGAACCUGGAGAUCUCAUUUCGUGUGUGGCAGUGUGGUGGCAGUCUGGAGAUCAUCCCCUGCAGUAGAGUUGGCCACGUCUUCAGAAAACAACACCCCUAUACCUUCCCUGGGGGCAGUGGGACAGUGUUUGCAAGGAACACAAGGAGAGCAGCGGAGGUGUGGAUGGACGAGUUUAAAAACUUCUACUAUGCUGCUGUACCCUCAGCAAGAAAUGUCCCCUAUGGAAACAUCCAGAGUCGUUUGGAGAUGAAGAAGAGGUUAGGCUGUCAUCCGUUCAAAUGGUACCUGGAGAACGUCUACCCUGAACUGCGAGUCCCCGAUCACCAGGACAUAGCUUUUGGAGCCCUGCAGCAGGGAGGAAACUGUCUUGACACCCUGGGACAUUUUGCUGACGGGGUGGUGGGCGUCUAUGAAUGUCACAAUGCUGGGGGAAACCAGGAGUGGGCCCUGACGAAGGAUAAGUCAGUCAAACACAUGGACUUGUGUCUGACGGUGGUGGACAGAACGGCCGGCUCUCUCAUCAAACUACAAGGUUGUCGAGAGAAUGACAGCAGACAGAAAUGGGAGCAGAUAGAGUCCAACUCGAAGCUCCGUCACGUGGGCAGUAACCUCUGUCUGGACAGCCGCAGUGCCAGGAUGGGCGGACUCACCGUGGAGGUCUGCAACCCGAGCCUAAACCAACAGUGGAAGUUCACCCUUAAUUUACAAUCAUAGGGGGCGCUAGAGACCCUCGGAAGACCGGACAUCAUGUAGAGACACUAACAGACUCUGAGACACGGAUGAAGAGAUGGAAAUGAACUCGAGGAGAAAGACAAACUCGAUGGAUUAAUGGAUCCCUCUCGCUCCUCCUCCUCCUCCUCCUCAGAGGUGCAGCCAGUCAUGUCUAUACACCUCUCCCCCAACUCAGCCCUCAAAAAACACAGAGCCACACCCCCUGGGGGAGGGGCUUGUAGACAGUAGAGGAGUAAACAGAAAACUUCCUGUGUUUGGUGGAUGGAUGAUGACAGUGAUGAUCAUGCUGAGGGGAAAAGUGAUGAAGGGGCUUUCCAUCCAAACAACAUACCUCAGUGUUUUCUUUCCAUUGAUGGCUCCAGAGACAAAUGACGAGUGAAUCCUUUGUUUUGUUUUUAUUUCUUAAAUGCUGGUGAAAAGGAACUCAUUGAUGUUUUUACUUUAUAAUUAUUUUAUUUUAUUUUUAAGUAUUUUUUACUUCUUGCUGUUUAUCUCCAUGGAGGUAAGCAGGAGGUGUUGUUUUCUUUUCUUGUUCUCAAAGAGAAGAUGAUGUUGGUGUUGUUGCUCUCUCUUUGUUUUAACCACAUGGAGCUCGAGCCUGUAAUGGAUUGACGGAGGCUUCUGGUUUGGUUCUUGGAUGUAGAGCAGUUUGAAGGGAGGAAAUGGACUCGAUUCUCCGAGCUUUUCCUUCAGUUUACUCUUUUUGGUUUACAGGAUCAACAGAGAGAAAAAAAGAGGUGAAAAGGAGAAAUGAAUGCUGUGUCUGAUACUUUGGGUUGUGUGUGUUGUGGAGGGGACAGGGGUUCAGGGGGGGAGUUUUCCCCGCUGUGGACGGGGGCCUGACACCGUUUAGGGCCAGAAGUGCAUUUCCUGAAAUCAGGAAGUGUCUUGAACCCUCCGUCUCAGGUUUGUCUUCAGGCUGUCGCACUGGCUGCUGCAGCAUCUUCACUUCUUACUCCAUUAUGUCUCUGAAGGAACAAAAUAACAACCUCCUAUCCGUCUUAUUUUAUCUGCUUUUGUAAAAAAAAAAAAAAAUGGAACCAAAUUUAAAAUGGAUGUUUUGUGUGCAAGAAAUUCAGGGGAGCAAUUAAAACAGUUUCUCUUCACUUAUUCUCGCUGCUCUCUACAGCUCUCUGUUGAGCCGAUCAGUUCCAUCUUUUCUGCACAAAUCGUUUCCUUUUCAUGCGACUUUGUUAGAAAUGUAGGAAGGUUACUGUCUUAAAAAUAUCGCUCAAACUGGAUCUUAUGAUGCAGCUUUUUUCUCUCCGGUGCAAACAGGUGUUCACUGCAACAGGAUCAAACUUAAACGAUCCUCCAGCAGGGACAUGAUUUAGAUAUUUGUUGCUUUACUCUCAUAGCUCUCCCUGCUCUUGCACGACCUUAGAAGAAAACACAAGUGCUUGCGUGCAUCUUACAACAUUAUGCACUAGACUUCAGAGAACUCCUUUUUUCUGCUGACAACACAAAACCUUGUUUAUUGCAGCCCUCAGAACAGAUUAAAAAAGAAAAAGGUUUACAAAGUCAUGGCUGCAGUGCAACAGUAUAAAUUGUGCAUACACACACGUGUCCUGGGAAGCUGCAUGUGACACCCACCAACUCCAACAGCUCCACUCAGUCACUAGUGUUUUCCAUCAACACAUUUUGUUUUCUUCAUUGUGCAGUUUGGAUGAGCCAUCUGCUCAGGAGUUUGAAGCUGUGAUAAACAAGGUUUCACUGUUUGUUUUCAUUUUUGCAGGAGGUGAGGCAGAUUUUUUUUUUGAUUGCACACGCAGGUCUGCUGAUGAGAAAUGCAAAUGAGAACUCAUCGUGUUUAAUUUAGCGAUCUGCUUCUUUCUGCAAAACAAUAUUUCAUUGUCACCAAACAGAAUGAUGCCACUUUGGUUACCUGAUAGUCUUACUAAUGCCAUUUGUCAGACCUGAUGCCUGUUGUGUAUCUGCUCUUCUGGUUUAUGAUCGGGGUUCAUCUUAAACUCCUCUGAACCUUCAUACAUCAGCACGAGGCAUCUUUGAACAGAAACACUGUACAGCAGCGAUGACCUAUAGAACCACAUGUCCUGAUCUCCAUAUAGCUCCAUUUAUACACAAGUGUUUCCCUCACACACACACAUUCUGAAAUGCUUUAUAGGUUCUUUUUUUUCUAUUCCUGAGUAUUCAAGUUUGACAAAGACAGCGGCUUGUGUUUUCUGUGUUGUCUGAUUCUUCCUUUGUUCCAUGUGUGGUGGAAUUAUCUGUUUAUUUUCUUUAUUUCCUUUCAACUUGUCCUCGAUGUUUGCCUUGUCUUAAACAUUCAUCCCAACUGUUCGCAGAGCGGAUGACUGAGAAGGUCAGCUGAAACUGCAGCUGCGUCAAAAGAAGCCUAUCCUGUGACUUGACAGGUUGCUGCAUUGUGAUGCCAGGCUGCAGGACCCGCAGGGGGGGUGUGAGGUGGAACCCAAGGGGCACACUUAGAUAAGUGUUCAGUGUUGUGUUUCCAUGGUUACCAGACUCUAGAGGCUAAAUCUGAUCAAGGGAUUACAUGCUUAUCAGGAGUGGGAUUUACUGAUUUAAAGAAAAGUUUUAUUUUAGGGAUCUGCAAAAAGGUUGCAAAUCAAAUUGUUGAUUUGCUGAAGAGAUGAUAAAUCUUCAUAAUCAAAAACAGUAUUUGUUGUCCAUACAGUAGCCUACAGGGCAUUAAGACCUUCUUAAUGCAUUUAAGAUGCGUCUUUCCACAAGUAGUGUUUUUGCUUGUGGGUAUAAUGCAGGGUGGGUCUGAAGUUUGAGUUUUCUGCAGGUACGAUCAUUUUUUAAGCCUGACAUGUAUGAUCAAAGCAAGUCAGGGCCGAUCUUAUAAUGGAGUUGAUAUGCAAAUGUUUUAACCUCUUGAUUUGGAUAUUUCUGCAAAAUAUUUAGUAUUAUCAAAAUGUUUAAUCAAAUUUUGACCUUUUAGUGACGUUUUGGGUGGCCAUAGCUCCCUCUGAUGUCACACCACUGAUGAGUGUAGAGAUGACAACCAGAAAGGAAAGAAAAGGGGACUCUAGAGACUCAAGGUAGUAAACUUCAGACGCACAAUGCAGUACCGGAGAGAUUCAGACUUUCUUUGUUAUUACAUUUCAUUUGUCUUUGAAUUUCCUGUUGUUGUUAAGCCUAUGAAAAUAGUCAGGCAGUAGAAACUGAACCGGCAAACUGCACACACCUGAGUGACCAUGGCAACAGUGUCUGCUACAGCGAUUGCAGAUGUGUUGUUUCAAGCCUUUUCUUUUUUUAACGGAGUCUUACUCUAGUGAAGAUAAAAUGAUUUUUAUGUUAUUGUUUAUUAUUAUUUUAGUACAUACACAAAGGAAAAUGACUAUUAAUUUAGUAGUCAUGUGUCUCACUUUGAUUGAUUAAAUGUUUACAUCCUUAGCACAUUGUGCCAAAGUUCCUCCCUAUUUUCUCUUAAUGAGGAAGAAUGAGAUGGAAGAAAAAAUUCUUUGGAAAUGAAUCACAGUGAACUCAUUCACUGUCGGACAAAUAUUGCCUCUGGUAUGUUUUGUAGGCCAUUAUUUCUAGUCUCACUUCCACCUGUAGGACAUGCCAGAGGGAAGGAGCCCUCUGAGCUGCUGAUCUACUGUCAGUUUUAUCGUCGAUGUGGGGGGACAAAGGUUUCCCUUCAUUGAGGAUUUCAGUCUGUGGGUAUUUUUAACUUUUGAAACGGAUCAAAACAAUCAUUCAAAGAGAGGAAAUGUAUCACCUGUAUAAGCAUCAAAAGAGGGCGUAUGACUGAACACCAGUCAGCCAACAAGACUGUCCUCCCCUCUGCGCCUGCAGGACUUCAUUCAUACUCCCUCUGAGUUGGAGGGCAACAAUUAAAGGAUGGUGUUUAAUCUGAGAGGAUAAGUGAAGGUGAAGUUUUUCUGCUCUCUCACUUAUGUCAUGAUUCAUGCUAACCAGGGGGAUGUCUUUUCCCUGCAGUCCACCUCACAUCCCGUCUGAGGAUUAAGGAGGACGAGAACAGCCCUUUCUCAUAACGUGAGAAGCCCCGUCGAGACAUCCAGCUCAGGACUGCUUAAGCUUCUCCAUCUUUUGCUAAGAGUGGCAGCAGCAGUGUCUCACGAGGGGCUUAACAUGCACUUAAGACACUAUACUGUACAAGUCUCAUCAACCAGUAAUGACUGGUAAAACACAAACGGUAAUCAAAAGGGUUGAGCAUGAAUUAAUGAGGUAAUAAUGUGUUUUCUAACAGGAAUGUGGAUCAUUGAAUGUCGGUGGUGGGUGAAAUGGCACGAGGCAGUCACACAUGUAAAAGUGUAUAUUUUUGUAUAUACCUACAUCAGUGUGUGUACAGUAUGUACAUAUAUACACAGUGUACUCAGCUGCAGUUCCUAGUUUUGUUGUCUGACUGUACAGCGCUUCUAACUGUUCCCUGUUUUAUAGAUACUGCAGAAAAUUCAACUUUGAAUGAGGAGAAAUGAUUAACUUAAAUAAAUGCAUUUAUAUAUAUAAACUUAA